AUGGCUCUCGACAGAUCACAAUAUAAGGACCGCGAGUUUAUCGCAGUAAUCGGCGACGAGGACUCUGUCACAGGAAUCCUGCUUGCAGGCGUCGGUCACGUAACCGAUCCACCGGAUUCCCAGAAGAACUUCCUCGUCGUCGACUCGAAAACGGAAGACAGCACGAUCGAAGGCGCGUUCGACUCGUUCACGAAAGAGAGGAAAGAUAUCGCGAUUCUGCUCAUAAAUCAGCACAUUGCCGAUAGAAUAAGAGCACGGGUGGAUGGUUAUGCUGAAGCUUUCCCUUCUGUGUUGGAGAUACCCUCAAAGGACCAUCCGUACGACCCGGAGAAAGACAGCGUCAUGAAGAGAGUGAGGAAGCUAUUUGGAGAAUGAGUAUGGACUGGAGAUGGGAAGGGAGCCGCGGACUGGCCAGGCCGGGCACACUAUCGGAGGAGUUGUUGCGCGGUCGACAACGACACACUGUGGAUGCUAUGAACCGAAUUGAGAGAUAUGCACCUUCACUCACGACUUGCGAACGGGAGAGCCAUCACGGACAGCAGACUGUAUACCGAAGAACGCCGCGCUGCUUGGUGCGUCCAUGCAUAGUCCACAAUCAUUAAGUGCCCUUGCAGAUACUCGUAGCAUAUCUACAGGACAUG
Zymoseptoria tritici IPO323 is the source of this 641-nucleotide messenger RNA. RefSeq lists its product as uncharacterized. The record is from RefSeq and is a predicted model, not a curated record. Bases 1 to 375 code for a protein of 124 amino acids. Gene Ontology annotation, molecular function: proton-transporting ATPase activity, rotational mechanism. Lineage: Eukaryota; Fungi; Ascomycota; Dothideomycetes; Mycosphaerellales; Mycosphaerellaceae. Gene Ontology annotation, biological process: proton transmembrane transport. The transcript is spliced from 4 exons. Gene Ontology annotation, cellular component: proton-transporting V-type ATPase, V1 domain; fungal-type vacuole membrane.